GCCCGCGCAUGCGCACUGAGUGUCACGCGGCCGCCAUUUCGCGAGAGCGCCUUCUUCCCCCUCUCGCCCAUUGCCGCUGCCGCACUCGGUCCCCUCCCUCCCGCCGCCCUCUUCUUCAUCUUCCUCCUCAUCCGUCUUCCCCGCCACUUCGGCAAACGGCGUGCGGCGCAAACUCGACAAAUCUGCGGUGGUGGCUGCGGUGGUGAGGGGAGUUGAGCGCCCACCGGCGGCGGCGGCGAGGAGGAGCCGAGAAUCUGGGGGGGGUGGGCCAAUAGGAGCCGUGGCCGAUGGCGAGCGAGGAGGUGGCAGAGGCCACACCCUCUGGCGAGGAGGAGCUGGACGGCUUCACUCGGCUGAAGGAAGGGGGGCCGCCUACCCAGGGCACGGGACUCGUGGAUGAUGACCCCACGUCAAACAUACCCAAGAAGCCCGAUGAGUCGGAGGAUGGUGACCUGGACCAAGUGCCUCUGGUUUCAGAAGUGGCUCUUGCAGUGAAAGAUGGCACUGAAUCAGCAGGUGGCACUGUAGUUUCCGAGCCCGCUGACACAAACGCCAAUGCCACGAUUAUGGACAGCGCCGAGGUGAUCUCUAUCGAGAUGUCUCACAUGGCCCCCGACAUGAUGGUUCACGUGAUGAUCGACGGUGCCUCCGAACAGAUUGUCAACAUGGCCGCCGACGUCACGGCUCCGGUGGAAGCCACCUCUGUCGACAGCGUUGCUGACGUAACAGUGGCUGACGUGACCGUCGAAGAUGUGGAAAUGAAGGAUGAGACGCUGCCUUUCCAUGCUGCUACAGAUGGCGCCGAGGUGAUUGAAUUCAUGGACACCGCUGCGGUGAUGGACGUUGUGGAAGUCACGGAAGGGACGGAGGCAAAAGAGAGUGAUGAUGCCUUUGCCGAUGCCGGAUCGCUGAGGGUCCUGAGCGUGGAGACCAUGGAUACUGCCACAUCUGGCAUAGGUGAAGUGACGAAUGUUUUAGAAACCAAUUUUGCCACUGCAGUUGCAGAUGAUUCUAUUGCCAGCAGCGCAGCCCAGCCUAAAGAGAACGACGAUUCUGUACAGGAGAUCUCCGCCGAGGGAGGUUUCACAGCCUACGUGGGCACUGCAGCAGAUGCCGACGUCGCUACAAAUGAACAGGGGUUCACAGAAAGAGACACCGGUGAUGAAACCAACUCGGCUGAAGUCGACGCUGUUGUGGAGUCCGUUGACGUUAAUGAGCUGAAAGCGGAAACGUCCGACACCACUGAUGUCAUCGCCGUCAUCGUGGGCACAGAGAUGACAAACGUGGCUGACGGCAGCAACACCAGUAACGCCGAUACUGAAGUGGCAGCGACGACCAGCUCGGGCAAUGGCUUGAUUGAAUCGUUGGAAGCAGGCGGAGUGGCUGGUGGUGCUACUGUUGUGAGUGUGUCCGGACCAGAGGACGUCGCGUUCGUGACAACCAUAAGCGUGGCGAGUCCCCUGGACGUGAGCACUAGCGUGGCCAGCGUGACGGACGUGACUUCGGCGGCGCUGCGGGCCCUGCAGGCCGUGGCCUCGCAACACGUGGGUGGUGGGGCGAGCGCCUCCAUCUCUGAGGACACACACAUCAUCACACUGCACCCAGUGAGCCUGGAAGAGACGGGAGAAGGAGGAGGAACCUCCAUUGGAGAGAUCACGCUCGUGCAGGUGCAGGCAGGUGGGGACGCGCCACAGGCUUCAGGCAUCGUGACACAGGUGGUGCCCAUGGAGAACCAGGGCCUGCUCACGGAGAUGGUCCCCGUGGACCAGCAGGGCCUGGUGACCGAGGUGGUACCCGUGGAGAGAGGCAUGCUCACCGAGGUGGUGCGCAUCGGCGAGGACGGCACCGUAACUGUCACCGACGGGGAGGAGCUCACCGCAGACGGGCUCAUGGCAGAGGUGGUGCCGACGGGGGAGGAAGGGAUAAACGAGGGAAUCAUCGCUCAGAUCGUGCCGGUGCAGGAGGGGGUCGAGUCUGGUGGUGAGGGAGGCAUCAGCCACACGCUGCCGCUGCCGGAGGGGGUGCAAGUGGUGAAAGUGGGGCCCAACGGGGAGCUGGAGGUGGAGCGGGCCCCGAUGGGCUCGCAGGACGGGAGUGUUGACGGGGACGGGAUUGGGUUGCUCAUUACUGCCCCCGACCCUGAGGAACGCAGCAAGGAGAAGGACCCAGACUACCAGCUUCCCGUAAAGAAGCCUGUGCGGAAAGGGCGCAAGAACAAGCUGCGAUACAAGCAAGAGGCGGCCGACGCCGACAUCUCGGUGUACGACUUUGAGGAGCAGGAGGAGGGGCGUCUGGUGAGCAGCCAGGACGUCGGCGUGGAGAAGGCGAUCGCACCCAAGCCACCCAAGCCCACGCGCAUUAAGAAGAAAGGAGCCAAAAAGACGUUCCAAUGCGAGCUGUGUAGCUACACAUGCCCACGCCGUUCCAACCUGGAUCGGCACAUGAAGAGCCACACGGACGAGCGACCACACUGCUGCCACCUGUGCGAACGCGCCUUCCGCACCGUCACGCUGCUGCGCAACCAUGUCAACACGCACACCGGCACAAAGCCGCACAAGUGCAUGGAGUGCGACAUGGCGUUUGUGACGAGCGGGGAGCUGGUGCGCCCGCGCUACCGGCACACCCACGAGAAGCCCUUCAAGUGCUCCAUGUGUGACUACGCCAGCGUGGAGGUGAGCAAAUUGAAGCGCCACAUCCGGUCGCACACAGGCGAACGCCCUUUCCAGUGCGGCCUGUGCAGCUACGCCAGCAGGGACACCUACAAGCUCAAGCGCCACAUGAGGACCCAUUCCGGCGAGAAGCCCUACGAAUGCCACGUGUGCCACGCGCGCUUCACUCAGAGCGGCACCAUGAAGAUGCACGUACUGCAGAAGCACACGGACAACGUGCCCAAGUACCACUGCCCGCACUGUGACGCCGUCAUCGCGCGCAAGAGUGAUUUAGGUGUUCACCUCCGCAAGCAGCACGCGGUGCUUGAGCGCGAGCUGAGGUGCCGCUACUGUCGCGCCAUCUUCCACGAGCGCUACGCCCUCAUGCAGCACCAGCGCACGCACCGCAACGAGAAGCGCUUCAAGUGUGACCAGUGCGAGUACGCCUGCAAGCAGGAGCGACACAUGAUCAUGCACAAACGCGUGCACACCGGGGAGAAGCCAUUUGAGUGCACGCUCUGCGACAAGACCUUCCGCCAGAAGCAGCUCCUCGAUCACUUCAAACGCUACCACGACCCCAGCUUUGUGCCCACCACUUAUGAGUGCAGCAAAUGCCACCGCAACUUUACUCGCAGGGUGACACGAUGGAUGAAGCACUUUGACAUGUGCGAUGGAGAGCUGGAAAGUGGCGAGCAGAACGGCAAGGCUCGGCGCGGGCGCCGCCGGGGGCGCAAGCGCAAGAUGCAGUCUCGCAAGCACGGCUCGUCGAGCGAGUCGGAUGAAAUGCCCACGGACGAGGAUGAGGAAGAGGAGGAGCUGAAUGAGGAGAGUGUGGAAGUAGCGGAUGAGGAAGUGGAAGAGCCAGAGCCGCCCCCCAUGAAGCGGCGCCGUGGCCGCCCUCCAAGGCCAAGCCAGGCCGCCCCGCCAAGAAGGUUGGCUGGCUCAGCAGAGAUCAAGACGGAGCCAAAGACGGAGCCCACAGACUUGGACUCCACUAUAGACAGUGUGGCCUGCGGCAUCAUCGAGAUCAUCCCGGUGACGGUGGGCGGACCCCGAUGGGCCUGA
This is a messenger RNA of Lethenteron reissneri (Far Eastern brook lamprey), 3713 nucleotides long. RefSeq names its product transcriptional repressor CTCF-like. Gene Ontology annotation, biological process: regulation of transcription by RNA polymerase II. Gene Ontology annotation, cellular component: nucleus. Lineage: Eukaryota; Metazoa; Chordata; Hyperoartia; Petromyzontiformes; Petromyzontidae. The record is from RefSeq and is a predicted model, not a curated record. Gene Ontology annotation, molecular function: sequence-specific DNA binding; DNA-binding transcription factor activity, RNA polymerase II-specific.